Messenger RNA from Saxophila tyrrhenica, 2160 nucleotides. RefSeq lists its product as uncharacterized. Gene Ontology annotation, cellular component: chromosome, centromeric region; nucleus. The transcript is spliced from 2 exons. Bases 1 to 2160 code for a protein of 719 amino acids. NCBI's taxonomy places the organism in Eukaryota, Fungi, Ascomycota, Dothideomycetes, Mycosphaerellales, Extremaceae. The record is from RefSeq and is a predicted model, not a curated record. Gene Ontology annotation, biological process: meiotic chromosome segregation.
AUGGCCCGACUCAACGAACCGCCCGCCGCGCCUGCCUCCACCUCCGCAACGGCGCCUGGAGAGAGUGUUGAUGCUUUGAAGAGACGCUUUAUCCGGCAGAACCGCGAACUUGCGAAGAACAACUCGAGCCAGUCCUUGCGCAUUCGGAACCUCGAGUUGGAAGUGUCCCGAUUACUGUCAGACAAUCUCGAUCUUCGGAACCAGGUGCUUCAUCUGCAGAAUGAAGUCUACACGGCGCAGACACGAGCUUCACAGAAUGCGGCUCAGACCUUGAAGGACGAGAUGAGGGCAAAGAUGGCGGAGUUGGCUUGCAUUGUGGAUGGCAUAGACGAGGCGCAAGAGGUGGAGCUCCCGGACGCGCUGAGGAGGAAAAGGCCGGUCGAAGGCAAUUGGAGGGAACGACAGCCACUGUCUGAGCUCAUGCGGGAGACGCAAAUGCCCACGAUCACAGAGGACAAAUCGUACCCGCGGAGAACGCUCGGCACGGACGAGAUCCAGGCGAUAAGGCUGUCGGACCACAGCAGCAACGAGUCGCCAGAUCUAGGGCCACCACCUGUCGCACGCUUCGACUAUGAAGAUCCCGUUAAGAAUGCUUCUCCACUUGGAAACAAGACGUCGCCGGAGCAGCCGGCAGUGCCAUGUGAAAAGGAUGUUCUACCUGCGAACUUGACAGUGAACUUGGAGACAAGACGAAAGCGGAAGGACGGGUCGUCGAGGCUGGAGAUAAAGAGACACUCUUUAUUGCCUCAGUCGCCUGUCAAGUCGGAGGAGGGUCAGCCUGCUUCGACUAUCCUGCGGACUGGCGCGAAGAGGAAACUUGCCGAUCGUGAAAACGACAAGCCGAUCAAACCACCGAGCAAGGGCGACUUCACUUUCAGCAGGAAGACGCUUUCGGAGGACGCUCGUCCGACCAUGCAGAAGCCGGCUUCCGCCGAGCAGGUGGAGGAGGUCGCGCAGGCAUCGCCAAAGCCCACGAGGAGGGUUCUUGGUGACAAGAGCGUCAACAUGUCUCCUCGGAAGCCUGCCAGUAGAGCAGAUAAGCCCGAAAAGGAUGGCCCAGAGAAGGAAGUUUCGUUCAAGCCCAAAGCUGGGAAGGAUGCCGCGCCUGGUAGGAGACGGCGAGCUUCGUCCAUUCCACUGCCCUCGCCACCUAGAGACUCCAUCGCUGAGACUGUAGAGAUCCUGCCACCACCGCCACCAGCGCUCGCAGAAGAGCCGAACCCAAAAACUCCAGCGGCACUCGACCUCUUCUCGCCUACACCUUCCGAGCCAUCAGCCAAACCUCAAGGUCGAGGCGAUACUCCACCCCCUUCCGACCUCACCACCCUCAGCGUCACGACCGACGGCGGCGAGGUGCGACCAUCGCGACGUGCACGCUCGGCUGUCAACUAUGCAGAGCCCAGUCUCAUCUCGAAAAUGCGGCGACCAGACAAGAAGAUGGUAGAUGCACUCACUGGGCUUCAAGAUCCGCGGCGUGCUAUGAACGCGUCCGAUCGAAAAGCUCCGAUGUCCGCAUCUCGCAUGGUGGAGAUCAAACAGGAGCCUGUUGACGAAGAUGAGAACAACCAGGAGAACGCAUGGAAGGACCUACCGUCCGCCUCAGCGCCAUUGAGCCCUCUCCAUCAGAAGAGCGACACCCUCGACGACAACCCAAUCCAGCACUCACCACCACUAGACCUCAACCGCGCACACUCAGCUCCAGAACCCGCCGUUCUCACGAACGUGACCUCUGACCCAGACCAGCCUCGCUCAGCAACCUCAGCAACCAUCUCCGCCCUCAUGGCCGGCAGCCGCAAACGCCGGCAAUCCUCACAACAACCCUUCGCCACGGACAUCCAGCCGCCAUCCGUCGAAGAAGCGGUAAAGAAGCUAGAGGAACUCGACCUCUACGAAUUCAAAGAUAGUUCAUCCCCCAACUCUCCCGAGAAGGCCGAGAGCGCUGCUAGGGAGGUUAAGCCGGCUUCGCGAGCGCGGGCGACGGGGGGUAGGAGACAUAGUUCUGUGCCGAAGAACGAUUUUCCCGCGACGGGGAGUAGUAGGGCGAGGAGUAGGGCAGAGGCGGCUGUUAAUGGUAAUAACUGUGAAGGAGAGACCGGGACGGAGACGCUGGACGCGGCGGCUGGGGCGAGGAUGAGGAGGAGGAGGAGUAUGAUGGUGUAG